UUGCUGAAAGACUUGGAAGAGGUUAAAGAGUUGCUUACGAAAGCCACGAGGAAGCGACUUUGUGAUGUCCUGAUGACAGAGAAACACAAACUAGAGCUAGAAAUCAAGAAUCAGCCUCCCCCAAAGCCAAAAGAUGUGGCAGAGGAAGAAAAGUCUUCACUGGGAGGGUACACGGUGAAAAUAAACAAUUAUGGUUGGGAUCAGUCAGAUAAGUUUAUUAAAAUUUACAUCUCUUUAAAUGGAGUCCAGAAGCUUCCAGCUGAGAAUGUGCAGGUGAAUUUCACAGAGAGGUCAUUUGAUCUGCUUGUGAAGAAUCUGAAUGGGAAGAACUACACUAUGACCUUCAACAACCUCCUGAAGCCCAUCUCUGUGGAAGGGAGCUCUAGAAAGAUAAAGACAGACAUGGUCCUUGUGAUGUGUAGGAAGAAGCGGGAGGAAAAAUGGGAAUGUCUCACUCAAGUGGAAAAAGAAAGCAAAGAGAAAGAGAAGGCUGCCUACGACACCUCAGAUCCUAGUGAAGGGCUUAUGAACCUUUUAAAAAAGAUGUAUGCAGAAGGGGAUGAUGAAAUGAAGCGCACCAUCAACAAGGCCUGGGUUGAAAGCAGAGAAAAGCAAUCCAAAGGGGACAUACCAAUGGAUAUUUGAAAGUACUCUAAGGGCCGCCUUAACACUGAUCUUCCAUGUGAGACAUGCUGUGCUGCAAAGAUCAUUGUUUACACAACCUUCUUCCAAGGAAAGACAGUCAUUUUCCAUUUCAGGUUGGAGAAAAUAUUUAAAUAAAAUAGCUUAUAAAGCA
This is a messenger RNA of Phaethon lepturus (White-tailed tropicbird), 796 nucleotides long. RefSeq names its product calcyclin binding protein (gene CACYBP). The annotation marks the transcript as partial. The transcript is spliced from 5 exons. Gene Ontology annotation, cellular component: nucleus. Lineage: Eukaryota; Metazoa; Chordata; Aves; Phaethontiformes; Phaethontidae. Gene Ontology annotation, biological process: heart development. Gene Ontology annotation, molecular function: tubulin binding; ubiquitin protein ligase binding; S100 protein binding. The record is from RefSeq and is a predicted model, not a curated record.